AAGACGUUUGCCCACUCUUGACCAUGAAGUCAUGUAAAAAAAUGACUUUGUCGAAUGGUGAAACUGUGCAGUACAUCCCAAAACCCAUACCACCCGAUGUGAAAUGGCUUACGAAGAGCCUGCCAAGGUGUCAUUCGAUUCCACACGAUGCACGACAAUUCUAUUGUACCAUACCAGCAUGCCAUUCUAGACCCUGUCUUCAUGGAGGGAGUUGCGAGGAAACAAACACGGGAUACACCUGUCUCUGUUUGGAUGGUUACCGUGGUUCAAGAUGCGAGCAUGACAUGUUCAUCCAAUCGUUAAAAGUCCUUGGACCAGAUGAAAAUCCGAGCGAAGGACCACUUGCUCUGACAUCACGCUUGCUCGAUAACGAACACGUGCUCAUACAUCUGGAGAAUUGGAAGAGUAACUAUUCCCAACUGGCAUGUCAGCACCUCGGUUUUGAAGGGUCAUUCGCUACGUUGAGUGGUGCCCAGUACGAUUCCGUUGACACUCCUUCUGAAGUCGCAACGAUUAUUUGUCCGGAUGACGUCAUGAACCUAACUGAGUGCUGGACCAAUGAGACAAGAGUAGUGGUCAACAAAAACCAUACCAUAGCAGUAGUAUGCUGCCCUGUGAGUCCCUGCAGUCCAUCUGGUCAAGCACUAGGCAUCGCUGAUGAUGCUUACUCCGAAUCGUCUUGCUCCUCUACCAGCAACUGCGGCUCUGCUGCCCGUUUGGACGGUACUUCGAUUUGGAGGCCAUCUCUGUCUAACGAUUUGCAAUGGAUACAAGUUCAGCUGGAGUAUAGUAUCGUGACGGCCAUAACCAUUCAAGGUAAUGCCUCUGUUGGUAUCAAUGAGUGGAUGACAUCCUUCACCAUUUCUUCUAGUUUGGACGGAGCAAAUUGGAAUGAUUAUGUUAACGUAUACUCGGGAUUAACUGAGAUAUUUCCAGGAAAUUAUGACUUGAGUAGCCAUGUGACUCACACGUUCAUUAGGCCAAUCGUUUGCCGAUAUUUUCGGCUUAAUCCAAGGACCUUUGAGACCUACAUAGCUGUCGGAAUGGAACUCUACGGAUAUGGACCUCUAACGGAUGUUGUAGCUUCACUAAACUUGGCUAUGAAACCUGGAUGCAGCCCCCCUGUACUUGGUGAGGGUCUUGGCGUCGAAGAUGGUCGUAUACCAGACAGUAGCCUGACUUCAUCAACCGUCAUAAAUGCCGGUAACCAUGUGCCCAGUCAGGGAAGGCUCAAUUCGAAUAGUGCCUGGAUUCCACUUGAUUCGGACACCAACAAGUGGGUGAAGACAUAUCCAGCAAACUUUGAUCAGGAUACGUACGUGACCAUAGUAUUUCCUAAGCCAGUUACUGCGCGAUACGUCAGGAUUCAUACUCCGACAUACAACCAUCAUGCGUCUAUGAGAUUUGAAGUACUUGGCAUCAACAACUAAACUAACAAGUUAACUCCUAUCUGUUUCAUCCGACGUUUAUACGUUUAUUCGAUGUCGGUCCUG
Messenger RNA from Lytechinus variegatus (green sea urchin), 1493 nucleotides. RefSeq names its product coagulation factor VIII-like. The transcript is spliced from 8 exons. The record is from RefSeq and is a predicted model, not a curated record. Bases 24 to 1430 code for a protein of 468 amino acids. NCBI's taxonomy places the organism in Eukaryota, Metazoa, Echinodermata, Echinoidea, Temnopleuroida, Toxopneustidae. Gene Ontology annotation, cellular component: membrane.